This is a messenger RNA of Coccidioides immitis RS, 4269 nucleotides long. RefSeq names its product mitochondrial AAA ATPase. Gene Ontology annotation, molecular function: ATP binding; ATP hydrolysis activity. Gene Ontology annotation, cellular component: mitochondrial outer membrane. Bases 138 to 3014 code for a protein of 958 amino acids. Lineage: Eukaryota; Fungi; Ascomycota; Eurotiomycetes; Onygenales; Onygenaceae. The transcript has a single exon. The record is from RefSeq and is a predicted model, not a curated record.
GGCAAGCAAAGUCUUCGAGAACCCGUUCCUGGUGAACUGGAACCGCAUUGAGCAGAUACGCAUGCGUCUUCCGCCAUCUCUCAAGUGAUAAGUUUCUAAGCCAGUGGCAGCGACCCCGAUUCUGCCCUGGUUGCAACAUGCAAUGCGCACGGCUCUCGUUGCGACAUGCCAAGCAAAGCCGAUUCCAUGUUGUCUCCUCUGGUCCUUGUCCUAGAUUCGUCCGUGGGUUUCGGACGUCGAUAUCUUUGACAACGUCCAGCGGAGAUUCUCCGGGUCCUCCAACCCCUGCCAAAAGCGAGGAUUCGUCGAAAAAUGAUAUUGAGUCCAAUCAGGAGGCAGAGAGCCACCGAGACGCGACGGCCCAGAAGAUUACAAAGGCAGAGCAAUGUACGGAGGAUGCAAAAUCCACUUUAAGAAGAGAUCGAAGUCCUUAUGGAUCUGCAGUUCGCAGAUCUAUGAGAAAUAGGAGGCUUGCGGAACGGUCUACACGGAGAGCUGUUAUCCCAACGUGGUUCCGCGAACGAAAUAUAGUUCUCUCGGAACAGACGGCGGAGGUUCUGCAACACCCCCCUCAUACUGUCGGAAUUGGCCGAUCUAAUCAUGAUGCGGAAGAUGCGGUGCAACGGGUUGCGACUGGCGGCGAUGGAAAUAACGGAGGCAGCAAUAGCAAUCCCGGAGAUUCCCCUCCCGAAUACCGUUACAUGAUAAGUGAGGAGGUUUGGAAUGAAAUACGCACCGUCAUACAAGCGGGAAUAGCCGUCCCUUCGCCCCGCUAUGCCGAUGAUCCAUCUGUGAGAAAAGUGCAUUUAGUUCUGCAGUAUCCUGGUGACAGCGGAAUUCUUUUUCUCGAUGCGGUCGUCAAGAAGGUCGCAAGCAGUUUCAAUACACAUGUGAUUACUCUGAACGCCCAAGAUAUUGCUGAACUUUAUGCGGAGCAAGAGCAAGAGGAGGAUUCCCGCUCGAGUCCGAUGGUUUCACUAGGUUACGAGGUAUACCAUCCCACCAAGAAAGUCUCUCAGCGAGAAGCCGACGAAGAGAUGGAGGAAGCAGAAGAUGAAAUUGAAGAUGAGAACGAGUCGACAGAUCGAAGGCGUAGCGCUACAAUACCCAUAUCGCGGAUAUCGGAUCCUACGAUGUUGGGGUCAUCCAUACUACAAGGCUUAUUCGGAGGGCGAGGAUCCGUCGGCGUUGCUAAGGUGGUCAUGUCACAAGGACGGGAUGGCGGCCUUAGCGAUACAGAUACCGAUCCCCAGUCACUUCGAGUCGUGAACAAACUCUUAUCAAUCCCCAAAGCUAAAUCGGCAACCCCUGCGGCUGAAGAAUCAUCUGAAAAAGGUGAAAGUGAGCAACAAAAUCUCGGAACCAAGUAUGAGGAUUUGGUAAUUCAAAUUCAGGACUACAAAGACCUUUUAAAUACAACAGCCGGUUCGGUUUUUUUAUCCUCCCUUCACAAAGCUGUCCAAGCUAGAAGGCGGAAAGGGCAGAAGGUUGUCGUGGUCGGAACCGUGUCUGCUUCAGAAACCGACAACUCUUCAGGAAAAUCGCUUUCAAAGUUGAUACCCAGGGACUAUGAUCGAUAUUCAACAACGAUCUUUGUUACACCAGCUAUGGAUUCCAAAAGCGCCGAGAAUAUAUUUGCGGAGGACGAAAAACGGAGGACAUUGGAGAUCAAUAUACGGCACUUGCAAAGCAUGCUCAAAACCAGGCUAAAUGGAUCCACUCCACCUGAAAGCAGCAUCUUUAGUAAUCGAGCCUGGGCCUUGGAGAGCUCCACAAUUCGCACAUGUGGUCUUGACGCUGAAUAUUGGCCAUUCGACCUCGUUCAUCGAAUCGCUACACUUGCCCUUGGUUCCGUUAAGGCAACCGAAGAGCUGGGACUCGGCCACAUUGAACAGGCCAUCCAGGUUUUCGAAAAGAGUGACCAGGUCAAAUGCGCAUGGAUGGGGGAUUACCGCGGAAAGCUCAAGCCUGUGAAGCAGACUCGAGAAAAGCCUCGUUUCAAUAAAUCCAAGCUGAAGUGCAAUUCGCAUGAAGAGAAGCUACUCAACGGGGUUGUGGACGCGGAGAGUAUACGCACUAGUUUUAAGGACGUCCAUGUGCCUCAGGAAACAAUUGAGGCACUGAAGACCUUGACAUCUUUAUCUCUUGUUCGCCCAGAUGCGUUCACGUACGGUGUCCUUGCCACGGAUAAGAUACCUGGCCUAUUGCUCUAUGGGCCACCAGGAACUGGAAAGACCCUCUUAGCCAAAGCUGUUGCCCGUGAAAGCGGUGCUACUGUCCUAGAAGUUAGCGGAUCCGAAGUUUAUGACAUGUACGUUGGCGAAGGAGAAAAGAAUGUCAAAGCCAUUUUCACACUCGCCAAGAAACUCAGCCCUUGCGUUGUUUUCAUUGACGAAGCGGAUGCUAUCUUCUGCUCGAGAACCGGUGCGAGCAACCGCACUUCGCACCGUGAGUUAAUCAACCAGUUCCUACGUGAAUGGGAUGGUAUGAGCGAGACUUCUGCCUUUAUCAUGGUUGCCACCAACAGACCCUUUGACCUAGAUGACGCGGUGCUACGGCGUCUUCCCCGUCGACUUCUCGUUGACUUGCCUACGGAAAAGGAUCGCCACGAGAUUCUCAAAAUCCACCUGAAGGACGAGGCUGUCGAUAAGUCUGUGGAUUUGGUCGAUCUAGCCCGCCGGACACCCUUCUAUUCCGGCUCAGACUUGAAGAACAUGUCUGUCGCCGCUGCACUAGCGUGCGUUCGAGAAGAAUAUGAUGCUGCAAUUCGUCAUAAAGGGGACGAGCCGUAUAAAUAUCCUGAACGCCGUAUCUUAAAAUCUCAUCACUUCGACCGCGCCAUGGAGGAAAUCAGUGCUUCCAUCAGUGAAGAUAUGUCGUCCCUCACGGCUAUCAGGAAGUUUGAUGAGAAAUACGGCGAUAGGAAAGGACGGCGGAAGAAGUCUGCUGGGUGGGGAUUCACUCCUCCAGGCGCACCCGAACCUACUCUAGAAACGGGUCGUGUCCGUCACUGAUUGGUUUUUUGGGCGUUAGCGAUUUUAUGCCUUGGGACAACACGAAAUCGGACAUCUGCAUCAGGGCGCAUGGGAUUAGCUGUUCGGGAAAUUUAUAGAAUGUACUUAUAUUCGAGACGAUAGAAAUGUAUUCCUUGGUUAUGAAACUCUUUUUUCCUUUAAGUCUUUUGGAGGUGCUAUAGUAGACCUCAAAUACCCUUUUCAUAAGUUGGUUACUCCUGGUGUCCGAGUCGAGCUACUAACCGAUAUCUUCUCUUGAAUGUGUACACUUUUUGAAACUGAAACCUCAGGAGUGCAACAAAGUUAACCACACCUCUUUGAUCAAUCUUCUGGAGUAUAAUAUACUCCAUCCUUCACCCGGCCGCCUGUAUUGUUCGGUGGUGGUGGCGCUGAUUUCGUGGAUCCAAGUGAGAAUCCAGGGAAGGAUUAUGUAGCCUUCCAAAACCAGCUUGCGAACCACAUGUGUUCACUGGUGGCUUCAGCGCAAGGAGCCAAUGUGAAAAUAUCUCUGCUCCAGCUAUGGAGUACUCAUAAGUUAUGCAGAAAUGCAUGACACAAAGCGCUUAGGCUUGUUAAAGCUUCUCCCGCGCAUUUGGCGGCCCGGCUUUGGGCCACGACCAGAGCCUCUCCUUUCCACCCCCACUUUGUCGCAUUGGGCGCCGGAUGAUAUUCAAAGACCAUACCAGGACUGGAUCCAUGUCGAAGCUCUGGACUCUCAGGCCUUAAGGUCGCAGUCUUCAAUUCGGGAGAGCGGCCUAAGCUAUAACUAGGGGAGCCAUGCGUUCUUCGCGGUAUAUAUAAGUGCUCGGGCCAUACAGCAUGGCUUCUUGACACAGGCCACUACUUCAGCCAGAGCUAUAUAAUCUCUCACCAUCGCAAGGUGUCCUAUCCGUAGUGACACCGGUAGUUAUGCGUACACCGCGUUUGCGGGGAAAGGAACGUGCACUUGGGAUAGCGAGUAAUAACGUGCGUCGUAACCUAGAGGUUAAGGACUAUAAGCAACAAGGUACUCUUGAGGAAGACUCCAAAUGAUACAACGAGAAGGGUUUCAAAGCCUAGUCCGUUUCCCCUCCAAAUUAUCUUCCAGGAUGCAAGUGGCCUGACGACGUCAUACAUAAUUCCCUACAGGAGUCGGUUCGAUGCGAAAUUUGCCAGCAAUGGCGAGACUAGCAGCGAGGUCUCCUUGUCGUAUGCGUUUCCCCUUGUUAGAUGCAUUUUAAAAGCGUGCGAUGAUGGAUCGCGAGUGGAUUGCGAG